This is a messenger RNA of Drosophila navojoa, 669 nucleotides long. It is a transcript of the gene Gpat4, whose product is annotated as Glycerol-3-phosphate acyltransferase 4. Gene Ontology annotation, molecular function: glycerol-3-phosphate O-acyltransferase activity. Gene Ontology annotation, cellular component: endoplasmic reticulum. NCBI's taxonomy places the organism in Eukaryota, Metazoa, Arthropoda, Insecta, Diptera, Drosophilidae. Gene Ontology annotation, biological process: triglyceride biosynthetic process. The record is from RefSeq and is a predicted model, not a curated record.
AGAAAAGAAUAUUGUGUAUAACUCUCAUUUAUAGAUCGGUCAACGACAUGGUGGAUUCCUUGGCAUUUUACAAAGAGCACUGGCAAGAGCAUCUCCUCACAUUUGGUUUGAACGGGGUGAAGCUAAGGAUCGUCAUUUGGUUGCCGAAAGACUAAAACAGCAUGUGUCAGAUCCCAGCAAUCCGCCAAUUCUGAUAUUCCCGGAAGGUACCUGUAUCAACAAUACGUCCGUUAUGCAGUUUAAGAAGGGUAGUUUCGAAGUGGGCGGCGUUAUAUAUCCCGUUGCCAUAAAAUACGAUCCCAGAUUUGGCGAUGCAUUCUGGAACAGCUCCAAAUACUCAAUGAUGCAAUAUCUUUACAUGAUGAUGACGUCGUGGGCAAUCGUGUGCGAUGUGUGGUACUUGCCGCCAAUGUAUAGACAAGAAGGCGAGUCGGCGAUAGAUUUUGCCAAUCGUGUCAAAGGUGUUAUAGCCAAACAAGGCGGUUUGGUCGAUUUGGUAUGGGAUGGCCAGCUGAAACGCAUGAAACCGAAAAAGGAAUGGAGAGAAAUACAACAAAUUGAAUUUGCAAAUCGAUUAAAAUCGGACUGACGUUUCAGUUAAACACUUAUUAUGUUAUUAUUUGUAAUUUACAAUGGAGAAAUGUAAAAAUAAAUGACUUUUACCAAAAA